CUCAAUUGGUGCAACGCUGUGAAUAUAUUUAUGUAUUUAUAUGCAAACCACUUCACUAUCACCCUCACCAUCAUAUUGCCUCAACUUGAUAUGGGGUGGAGCUAUAUUUCUGACAGUUAUCCAAGUGCAAUGGUUUAAAACGUUACAUAAAUGUAGUAAAUGACAUUUACUGUGACUGUGGAGGUACUAUCCUGACGUUUUCCUCGAAAAGUUCUGAUCUAUAUGUCACUGUUGGAAGGAUACUAAGCUAUUUCAAGGCCAUUGCCAUAUGGGAAACAGACAGCUAGCAGCUACUACCUUUUCUGCAUUACUCUCUAUAGAUAAUCAGAUCCGUAAUCAAAUAUUCAACUCUUCUAACAAAUUCGACAACUGAUACAUACUCUCACAGUAGUGAAGAUAAAAAGUCUUACCUGGUCAUUCUUAUAAUCACUGCAACUUAGCCUACAUACACUAACACAUUCCUGUACUAAAAAACAGCUUCCCCAUAAAAGGCAUUGAAACAACAUAUCGAAAUCUGGUACUCAUUUUCCUAGUGCUCCUGCGGUGUUUUGAAAAUUAAUCGUUUGAACCUCCUAGAUCUUACCUAAGAGAACCACUCCUACGCAUCCAAGUGUUCCAAAUUGAUAUAUGACAAUAUCUACUUUCGAUCACGUGUCUCGGGGCGACUUAGACGGAUUGCGCGUCAUCUCGCCUUCCCAAAUUUUCUCCUUCUGCAGCUCGAAUCCAAAACAUCUAUCUAUAGUACCGAGUACGAGGGAAAGAUGUUUAACUCGGUGAAUCUGGGCAACUUCUGCUCCCAGACGCGCAAAGACCGGACAUCCGACUUUGGGGACAGAACGGGUUGCGCCUCCAAUAUCUACCUCCCAAGCUGCACAUACUAUGUCCCCGAAUUUUCUGCCGUCUCUUCGUUCCUUCCUCAGGCCCCUUCGCGGCAAAUCACCUACCCUUAUUCCACGAAUCUGUCUCAAGUACAGCCGGUACGUGAGGUUUCGUAUGGACUGGACCCUUCCAGCAAAUGGCACCACAGAAGCAACUAUGCAUCCUGCUACUCAGGAGAGGAUUUGGUGCACAGAGACUGUCUUCCGCCAUCCACCAUGACAGAAAUGCUCAUGAAAAACGAGAGUGUGUAUAGCCACCACCAACAUCACCCUAACUCCAACCACCCUGCGUCCGGGUUCUAUUCUGGAGUGGGGAAAAACAACGUUCUUCCGCAAGGCUUUGACCGUUUUUUCGAGACGGCAUAUUGUGGAGCGGACAGUCAGUCAGACAGUUGUUUACAAAAGACUGAACCGAGUAAAGUGGACUCGGCGCCCCAGCAGCCGGCCGCUGUAUCGGGUUCUCAAGAGCAGAAAAAGGACACUAACGAUGGAGAGGAACAUACAACUUCGAGCUCGUGUACCUCCUCAGCUACUAAGGACGGCAACGGCAACAAGAACAGUCACUCGAGUACCCCACGCACAAGGAAGAAGAGAUGCCCAUACUCCAAGUUUCAGAUUCGAGAACUGGAGCGAGAGUUUUUCUUUAACGUUUAUAUCAACAAGGAGAAAAGGCUCCAGCUAUCCAGGAUGUUAAAUCUCACAGAUAGACAAGUCAAAAUCUGGUUCCAGAAUCGGAGAAUGAAAGAAAAGAAGCUAAGCAGAGAUCGAUUGCAAUACUUCUCGGGAAAUCCCUUGUUAUAAUUGAACAUUUCGCUGGGUGUCAAUGUUCGUUACACCUAUUGUUACUGUGGUACAUAAUUAGGCCAUUUCACAUCAUGAACAACCCGAAAAUCAGUUUAAGUCAGCAUUUACAAUGGUAUCGUUCGUAGCAACAGCAAACGAAUGCGUUUAUUUGUCAGUAGCAUAAAAGCGUAGUUGCCCGUGAUUGCAUUGUAAGUGCAUUUAAAACGAUUUGCUGUUUGCUGUAAAAAAAGUCCUUUAUGUUCGGUUAUUGUCUAGCUCACUCAUGUCAUAUGUAAAUCCCAACUCCUCUAAAAUCUUUGUUUUAUUGUUCAUAGCACACCUAAUAUGUUAGUUACUUGUAUGCUACGAAACUGUCCUUUUAGGUUGUGGAAUAUUUGACAACCCUUGACUUUUAUGUGUAUGUGGUCAUUGUAUAUAUGUAACAUAAUCGCAGACACUCGAUUCGGACUUCGGACUUGAAUCUUUCAAAAAAAAAAAAUGCAAGUUUUUUACAUUUUAGCCAUCGAGAACUGUGACGUGUACAAUCUGUAAUAAUUUUUUCUUUGUACAGAGACUAUGCAAAGUGCAUUCGUGACUGUAAAUAUAAGUUUAUUUCGAA
Alosa sapidissima (American shad) is the source of this 2280-nucleotide messenger RNA. It is a transcript of the gene hoxc11a, whose product is annotated as homeobox C11a. Lineage: Eukaryota; Metazoa; Chordata; Actinopteri; Clupeiformes; Clupeidae. Gene Ontology annotation, molecular function: RNA polymerase II cis-regulatory region sequence-specific DNA binding; DNA-binding transcription factor activity, RNA polymerase II-specific. Bases 762 to 1679 code for a protein of 305 amino acids. The record is from RefSeq and is a predicted model, not a curated record. Gene Ontology annotation, cellular component: nucleus. The transcript has 2 exons. Gene Ontology annotation, biological process: regulation of transcription by RNA polymerase II; anatomical structure development.